Messenger RNA from Penicillium argentinense, 570 nucleotides. RefSeq names its product iron-sulfur cluster assembly protein CIA2. Gene Ontology annotation, biological process: iron-sulfur cluster assembly. The coding region runs from base 1 to 570 and encodes 189 amino acids. The transcript is spliced from 2 exons. The record is from RefSeq and is a predicted model, not a curated record. Lineage: Eukaryota; Fungi; Ascomycota; Eurotiomycetes; Eurotiales; Aspergillaceae.
AUGACGGAAGUACAGAAUUUGAACCCUACGAUUCUCAACGUGGCGGAUCUUCCCACGAGAAAUCGACCCUCCAAGAAAUAUAGCGACUACGAGAGUGGAAUUUUCGCGGCCGUUCCAAACCCAGCCGACUUCCUGUCGUCUGACUCUGAAGACGAUGAUUUGCUAGAAGAACCGAUUGACGAGCAAGAGAUAUAUGACCUGAUCAAAUUGAUUUCGGACCCGGAACAUCCCCUCUCCCUCGGCGAACUUGCAGUGGUCUCACUCCCAGAUAUCUUCAUCAAGCCGACUUUGCCCAACGUUCCGGGAUCUCCCCUUCAAACCGUCACUGUUCUCAUUACUCCAACAAUCACCCACUGCAGUCUUGCAACUGUUAUCGGUCUCGGUGUCCGUGUACGACUGGAGCAGUCUCUCCCUCCGCGUUUCCGAGUGGACGUGCGGAUCAAAGAAGGAACCCACAGUACCGGUGAUGAGGUCAAUAAGCAGCUAGGCGACAAGGAGAGAGUAGCAGCUGCUCUGGAAAACGGGGCGCUGAUGCAAGUCAUCGCCAAAAUGAUGGAAACCUGUCAAUGA